Molecule: messenger RNA, 1485 nt
Organism: Zygosaccharomyces rouxii
Lineage: Eukaryota; Fungi; Ascomycota; Saccharomycetes; Saccharomycetales; Saccharomycetaceae
Gene: CDC7
Product: serine/threonine protein kinase CDC7
Exons: 1
Coding region: 1-1485 (494 amino acids)
Biological process (GO): protein phosphorylation; mitotic DNA damage checkpoint signaling
Cellular component (GO): nucleus
Molecular function (GO): ATP binding; protein serine/threonine kinase activity
Source: RefSeq, a predicted model, not a curated record
AUGAGUCACGAAGAUGUUCCUCGCGAGAUCAAGGAUGAGAUGGAACAGUUAUAUGAAGACGUUGAAGGGUUGAGGGACGAGUACGUGUUGCUAGAUAAGAUCGGGGAAGGUACUUUCUCUUCUGUAUACAAGGCAGAAGAUAUCAAGGGAAAAGUUUGCCAGAGAUACAGUUCACAUUUUUGGACUCCAGGCUCUCGAUACGUUGCAUUGAAGAAGAUCUAUGUUACUUCUUCACCCCAAAGAAUUUACAACGAGCUUAAUUUGCUUUAUAUGCUAACCGGCUGCACCAGAGUGGCACCCCUGUGUGAUGCGACCAGAGUACGAGAUCAAGUCAUAGCAGUGCUGCCGUACUAUCCACAUGAAGAAUUUCGUAAUUUCUACAGGGAUUUGCCUAUCAAGGGAAUUAAGAUGUAUUUGUGGGAAAUGUUACAAGCACUUAGUUUUGUACAUUCGAAGGGAAUUAUGCAUAGAGAUAUUAAACCUACAAAUUUUCUUUAUAAUCCAGAGAUCGGUAGAGGUGUAUUAGUAGAUUUCGGAUUGGCAGAAAUGCAACCAGACUACGAUAGGAAUGAGGUCGAAGAGGAUUCAUUAGCUUCGAUCAGAGAUUGGAGAAGUCAUGAACAGUUUUGCCCCUGUAUCGUACGAGAUACCAACAAACAAAAUGCAUCAUCGCCCAUGGUGACUAUUCAAAAUGGAAAAGUUGUACAUUUAAACAAUGUCAAUGGUGUGGACCUAUCGAAAGGUUAUCCAAAGAACGAAACUCGUAGGAUUAAAAGAGCUAAUAGAGCGGGAACUCGUGGCUUUAGGGCACCUGAGGUUCUGAUGAAAUGUGGAUCUCAAACUACUAAAAUUGAUAUUUGGUCGGUUGGUGUCAUAUUGCUAAGUCUUUUAUCAAGAAGGUUCCCACUGUUCCAAAGUAUGGAUGAUACUGAUUCACUUUUGGAAUUAUGUACAAUUUUCGGUUGGAAGAAGAUCCGCAAAUGUGCCGCCCUGCAUGGAUUAGGAUUUGAAGUUAGUGGAUUAAGACAUAUUACUGAGAACGGAUUUCCUAAUGCUCUUAAAGAAUUUAUUUACAAAUUGUUAGACAAAGAAUGUACAGUGGGUACAUUUCCAGACUACAGCGUAGCGUUUGAAACGUAUGAAUAUUUAUCACAGGAAUUGUACGAUAGAAGAUCAAUCGAGCCCAAAUUACCUGGUUCCUCUAAUGCGGAAACUACCAUAACGACUGAAGGUCCACAAGCCUAUGAACUUAAAAAAUAUCAAGAAGAAAUUUGGUCAGAUCAUUAUUGGUGUUUUCAAGUUCUUGAGCAAUGUUUAGAGUUCGAUCCUCAAAAGCGAAGUUCAGCGUCUGAACUAUUACAAAGUGCAUUUUUCAACGAAUUAAAUGAAGCUGAUAUUUAUACUGAUGUGGAAACCACAGAUGAAGACCAAAUGUCAGAAGAAGAUCAAGCAGUUGACGAUGAUUUGUUGUUAAUACCUGGAUAG